UGGCCCCUCCUCCCCCUGCUGCUGUGGUGCGCUGGCUGAGUUGAAGCGCAACAACGCGGAGAGCGCAGCAGCGACUUCACCGCUGCAACUUUGGGUUUUUUGGAGCCGUCGAUGAGCGCGUUUGAAGUGCCUUGUUGGUGAAGACAAGGGGAUCUAGUCUGGAGCUGCGGUUCCCCCUCUGCCAGUCCCAUCAAAAUGAAACUCCUGAUUUGUGUGAUAGCAGUCGCCUGGGCCGUGGGAUCUGCGCACGGAGGCGUGGGGAAGUCUGACGAGCCGUGUGGAGGCCGGGACUGCGGCGCAGGAUGCCGGUGCAGCCCGGAGAAAGGCAGCAGGGGUCGUCCAGGGGCUCUCGGUGAAGUCGGUCAGAGCGGACCAGAGGGGCCACGUGGGGGCCUGGGGCCUACAGGGCCUAAAGGAGAGAAGGGCCAUCUUGGCCUAAAAGGACCAUCUGGCCCCAAAGGGGACAAGGGACCUAUGGGAGUGCCGGGGUUCCAGGGAAAUGACGGAGUACCUGGUCACCCGGGUCAGGGCGGGAGCAGAGGACCGCCAGGACUGGACGGAUGUAACGGGACCAUAGGAGAACCUGGAUAUCCCGGCUUUGGGAAUGGAGAACCUGGAUUCCCUGGAAUCACUGGCCCUGGCGGGCCAAAGGGUCAGAAAGGAGAGCCUCAGUUCAUCUCAAACGGCAUCACGGGUUUACCAGGUCCACCAGGAGUGGACGGUUUUCCUGGGGUCAGAGGUCCUGAUGGUCCACCUGGUUUUACCGGUCCGAGGGGGCCGGAGGGAUUCUCCGGUGUGCCCGGUCCUCCCGGCCCCCCAGGGCCAAUGGGGAGCCGUAGUGACGGAUAUGUAGGAGAGAAAGGAGACAAGGGCGACUCGGGUCUUCCCGGACCCAGCGGGACCCCCGGCGACGGGUCGCUCAGAAGCGAACAAACUCUCACUAUCUACAAAGGAGAUAAGGGUGAGCCUGGCCAGAAGGGAGUCAGAGGAUUCACUGGCAAUCCUGGCCCACCUGGACUGUUCGGCUAUCGUGGUGAACUCGGAGAGAAAGGCAUUCCUGGAUACCCCGGGGCAAGAGGUCCCCCUGGUUUUAACGGGCCCCCUGGAGCUCCGGGACAACAGGGAUUAAUAGGUACUCCAGGUUUCCCCGGGCAACCAGGAUACAUUGGACCUAAGGGAGACCAGGGUGACCAAGGAGCACCGGGACCUCCGGCUUACGUUUCUAAUUUUGGCACUUUAAUUCAAGGACUAACGGGUGACCCGGGUUUCAACGGCCUCCCCGGUGCCCCUGGUGACCAGGGAUUCCCAGGAUACCCAGGACAACCAGGCCAGCCAGGGAUUGGAGGAUUUGGUACAGGUCGUCCCGGAGCUCCCGGUUUCCCCGGGAACAGCGGCCCAAAGGGAGAGAAAGGAAACCCAGGUUUAGAAGUGUAUGGCCCCGAAGGAAUCCCUGGCUCCCCUGGACUCCCCGGCCCCCCCGGCCCUCCUGGACCUCAGGGCUCGUUCGGUACGUUCACACAGGAUCGACUGACAAAAAGCCCUUUAUCCACAGCUGGUCAUGGUGGGAGCUGUCGAGGCUCGUUUGAGAGGCGAGAAGGCGAUCCUGGCGACUGUGCCUGCAUUGGGGGAGGCACCUCAGGGUUGCCCGGGUUACCUGGAGCCCCGGGAGCCAACGGCAACCCCGGCUUUGCUGGACGAAAGGGCGAGCUUGGUGACGGCGGUCCACCGGGCUUUAAUGGCGGUCAGGGCCCUCCUGGUCGCGCUGGUGAGCUCGGUUUCUCGGGACGUAAGGGAGAGAAGGGGGCGUCGUACUACCCCAAUCAGGGCUUGGGGGUGAAAGGAGAGCUCGGAGAUCCUGGACCCAGAGGACCGACUGGGGAAACUGGAAAACCGGGCAGAGAUGGACGGCCGGGCUUCCCGGGAAUCCCUGGCCCCCCAGGUGACGCUGGCUUUGGCACAGUUGGAGAGAAAGGUUUCCCAGGGUUCCCGGGGCCAAAGGGUCGGUCCGGUGGCCCCGGCGAGCCUGGCAUCGGCUACCCCGGCUUGCCUGGCUUUCGCGGAGAGCCUGGAGACCCUGGUAUUCCUGGAGAACCAGGGCCACGAGGUUUACCCGGACUUAAAGGUGAAAACAGCUGUGAAGGGGUUAAUGGCGCCGGAGAGGGAACGGGCUCAGCUCUACCUUGCACCAUCCCCGGGGAGGAAGGAGACCCCGGUGACCCCGGUAUACCUGGACGACCUGGUCCUAAAGGUCAACCCGGUAACCCAGGAGGCCCCGGACGUGCCGGGUUCAACGGUGCCAAAGGAGAGAGAGGAGACCCUGGUUUUGGAGGCCAACCUGGACCACAAGGUUUCCCGGGACCCAGAGGUGAUCCUGGAGUUCCAGGUGCUCCCGGACAGAGUUUCGACGGAGCCAGGGGGAAGGAUGGCACCCCUGGGCGUCCUGGAGCCAAGGGCCAGACCGGAGAGGUACUGGGAGCCAAUCCCGGUGGCCCAGGACGGGACGGGGCACUGGGUAUCCCUGGAGACAAGGGCCAGCCCGGGACGCCAGGACAACCUGGAUUACCUGGUAGUGACGGACGCUUCGGUGUUCCUGGGGUGAAGGGGGAGCGCGGAGUUGACGGUGCUCCUGGUGAUCCUGGUCUUCCCGGACUUCCGGGCGAUCCGACUUUUGGCAUUCCCGGUCGGCGUGGACCUCCUGGCGUGAGCGGACCGGGCGGAUCACCAGGCUGCCAAGGUUACCCCGGUCGGAAGGGAGAGAGAGGGGACCCCGGGUUCCCAGGACCAGCUGGAAUGAAGGGAACACCAGGACUGCCCGGCACCGAUGGAUCACCGGGGCCCAGGGGACCCCCGGGACCACCAGGACCGGGAACCAGAGAGGGAAUCCCAGGAACACAAGGAAGGAAGGGUGAGCGAGGUGUAUCCGGACUGGUGGGUUUCCCUGGACUACCGGGUCGUCCUGGUAGUCCAGGGUUUCCUGGAGGCAAAGGACUGGCUGGAGGGCCCGGAAGAGACGGACGCCCUGGCGGUCCCGGAUUCCCCGGAAUGAAAGGUGACAGAGGAGUACCCGGUCUCCCCGGCCCGCCCACUCGUUUUGACCCAACCAGUCGUGGUAUAAAAGGAGAACCAGGAAACCCCGGAGCGAACGGUCUUCCUGGCUUCCCCGGACCCAGAGGUGACAAGGGUCUGUCAGGUCAGCCCGGUCGUCCCGGUCUCCCUGGACUUCCUGGUUAUGCUGCGCAGAGCAAAGGACAGCCGGGAGAGCCGGGGUUCCCUGGGCGACCAGGAGCGCCAGGCUUCCCCGGACCGAAGGGAGAAGCUGGAAUCAUGGGAUUCCCCGGCAUGUCUGGACCAAGGGGUGAUGAUGGCGUACCUGGUUUCCCCGGCAACCCUGGAGAAUUUGGUCGGCCUGGUGGCAAAGGGGCACCCGGUGAAAGUUACGGUUAUCCUGGAGCUCCAGGGCUUAAAGGCCAGCCAGGAGAUUCAGGCUUCCCAGGUGGCCGUGGCUAUGACGGCGCCCCCGGUGACACCGGCAUUCCAGGAAGUCCAGGUUUCCCCGGAGUGAAGGGAUCUCCUGGUGAUAGAGGACGGCCUGGAUUUAUGGGCUCCCCUGGUUUCCCCGGGCCCAAUGGCCUGUCCAGCUACCCAGGAAGAAGAGGAGCAGAUGGGCCUCCUGGUCCGCCUGGAGGUCCGGGAGGUCCAGGAGCCAAAGGUUUGCCCGGAUCCCCUGGUUUGGAUGGACUUAAUGGCCUUGCUGGACCUAAAGGCCUCCCUGGAACCCCAGGUGGGAGUGUAGGCGGUCGCCCAGGAGCCUCCGGUGCUCCGGGGUUGAAGGGAGAGAGAGGAGUCUCGUAUCCCGGAGCUCCAGGCUUCCCGGGGCAGAAGGGAGAGAGAGGAAAUACAGGUGGUCCUGGACUCGUGGGGUUCCCUGGUCUGCCCGGACCUCCUGGUCCCACUGUGGGGUCGAAUGUCCCCGGACCUUUGGGAGACCCUGGCCUCCCUGGACUGGACGGAGAGUAUGGUAGACAAGGUCCUCCAGGUUCUCCCGGGCCUCCUGGUCCAGGCACAGCCCAGGGGGACAGAGGUGACUCUGGGCUCCCGGGCUUCCCUGGCUCCCCUGGCAGGAAAGGAGACUCCGGCAUACCCGGAGGUGCCGGACUCCCCGGCAGUCCCGGUUUCAAAGGAGCACGAGGUGAGACUGGCUACGGCGGAGGUCCUGGUCUCAAUGGUUUCCCCGGUGACCCUGGAUACUAUGGAAACAAAGGACCCAAGGGAGUACAAGGGCGUCCUGGGCGUAAGGGUAGCCCUGGAGUGGCGCUGCCUUCGCCCCCACCAAAGUUCGAGAAACGCUUCGGAGAUGUGGGUUCUCCCGGUCCAGUUGGCAGCACCGGUGUCCCCGGAGAAUCCGGUCCGCCAGGAAUGCCCGGACGUCCAGGUCCCAAGGGUCGUCUCGGUCCCGUGGGUAAACUUGGCAGGACUGGAUCUGCUGGUUUUCCCGGACCUGUCGGCGACGCCGGACCCCCCGGUUUCCUUGGACCCACUGGAGAACAAGGUCCCACUGGUCAGGCCGGUCGGCCCGGCGCUCCCGGCGGCGUGGGCCGCAGUACCAGCAUCGGCUACACUCUGGUGAAGCACAGCCAGAACUCCCAGGUUCCCAUGUGUCCUCAGGGCAUGGCCAAGCUGUGGGACGGGUACAGUCUGCUGUACGUCGAGGGACAGGAGAAGGCUCACAACCAGGACCUCGGUCAGCCGGGGUCGUGCCUCCCCAGGUUCAACACCAUCCCCUUCCUCUACUGUUCCCCCAACGAGAUCUGCUACUACGCCAGCCGCAACGACAAAUCCUACUGGCUCUCCACCACUGCACCCAUACCCAUGAUGCCUGUGGCCGAGGAGCAGAUUCAGCCUUACAUCAGCAGGUGUUCUGUGUGCGAGGCUCCCUCUCAGCCUGUGGCGGUCCACAGUCAGGACAUGACCAUCCCCACCUGUCCCCCCGGCUGGAGGAGUCUCUGGAUAGGAUACUCCUUCCUCAUGCACACAGCGGCCGGCGCCGAGGGCGGCGGUCAGUCCCUGCAGUCCCCUGGCUCCUGCUUGGAGGACUUCCGCGCGACGCCGUUCAUCGAGUGCAACGGGGGAAAGGGCACCUGCCACUACUUCGCCAACAAGUACAGCUUCUGGCUCACCACCGUGGACCCCCGCCAGGAGUUCGUUUAUUCGCCAGCACAGGAGACCCUGAAGGGGGGCCAGGAGCGCUCCAAAGUCAGCCGCUGCCAAGUCUGCAGCAAGAUCUUGUAGGAGGAGGAGGAGGAAGAGGAGGAGGAGGAGGAGGAGGAGGGGUGGAGGUGAUAUAUCAGCACCUCACAGGAAAUA
Messenger RNA from Etheostoma cragini (Arkansas darter), 5364 nucleotides. RefSeq names its product collagen, type IV, alpha 6 (gene col4a6). Gene Ontology annotation, cellular component: basement membrane; collagen trimer. Lineage: Eukaryota; Metazoa; Chordata; Actinopteri; Perciformes; Percidae. Gene Ontology annotation, molecular function: extracellular matrix structural constituent. The record is from RefSeq and is a predicted model, not a curated record. The transcript is spliced from 48 exons. Bases 196 to 5289 code for a protein of 1697 amino acids.